Messenger RNA from Drosophila takahashii, 1355 nucleotides. It is a transcript of the gene Gr97a, whose product is annotated as Gustatory receptor 97a. Lineage: Eukaryota; Metazoa; Arthropoda; Insecta; Diptera; Drosophilidae. Gene Ontology annotation, biological process: sensory perception of taste; male courtship behavior; chemosensory behavior. Gene Ontology annotation, cellular component: neuronal cell body; dendrite; membrane. The record is from RefSeq and is a predicted model, not a curated record.
AUGCGGUUCCUUCGAAGGCAAACUCGUCGAUUUCGCUCCACCUGGCAGCGAUUUCUGCCUGCCCGAUACCGUUGUUGGAAACUCCAUACAAAAUUGGUUAUGAUUUGCGUCUACUCCACCGUGUUUCUAAAUAUUCUAUACGGAGUCUAUCUCGGUCGCUUUUCCUUCAGGCGCAAAAAGUUUGUGUUUUCCAAAGGAGUUACUAUCUACGGUUUUAUUGUGGCAUCGAUUUUUGGAAUAUGCUACGUCUGGAACAUUUAUAGAGAAAUUUCUACGGGUCAGAUCGGCGGAAGGCACACAAUUGGAAUAUAUUGCUAUAUGAACGUUCUCGUUUGUCUAUUCAACUAUGUGACACAAUGGGAGAAAACAUUGCAGAUAAUCCGGUUUCAGAAUAGUGUUCCUUUAUUUAAGGUCCUAGAUUCACUGGACAUAUCGGCGAUGAUUGUGUGGCGGGCCUUUAUCUAUAGCGUACUCAAGAUCCUUAUUUGCCCACUUAUUGGGUACACAACCUUGACCCUUUACCAGAGGAGAAUCCAGCCGGAUCUUCAGUGGACGAGUUUGGCUACCGCAAGGACCAUGCUGCCACUUAUAGUAUCGAAUCAGAUAAAUAACUGCUUCUUUGGAGGCCUGGUAAUUGCAAAUCUGAUAGUGGCCGCUGUUAAUAACAAGUUACACGGCAUUGUAAAGGAGGCGAAUAUGCUGCAGUCCCCUGUCCAGAUGAAUCUUCAAAAACCCUAUUACCGAAUGCGUCGUUUUUGUGAAUUAGCCGAUUGUCUGGAUGAGUUGGCCGAGAAAUAUAGCCUCACUGCAGGCUGCUCGAGAAAUUACCUUAGAUUCACGGACUGGUCCAUGGUUCUCUCGAUGCUGAUGAAUCUUAUCGGCAUCACCAUGGGAUUCUACAAUCAGUACUUGGCCAUUGCGGAUUACUACAUCAACGAGGAACCCUUUGAUCUUUUUCUGGCCAUAGUUCUAUUGGUUUUUCUGGCUGUCCCCUUCCUGGAACUCGUAAUGGUGGCUCGGAUUAGUAAUCAAACGCUACUGGAGACCAGGAGAACUGGGGACCUCUUGCAACGAUUCGAUCUCCAGCAUGCCGAUUCCCGAUUCAAGCAAGUGGUGAAUGCUUUUUGGCUGCAGGUCGUCGCCAUUGACUGGAAACUAAUGCCGCUGGGUCUUCUGGAGCUCAACACUUCCUUGGUCAAUAAGGUUUUCUCGGCCGUAACUGGUUUCCUGUUGAUUCUCAUUCAAAGUGACUUGACUCUAAGGUUUUCUUUAAAAUAAAAUUGUUUCUAAGUAUGUUAUAUGUUACCACAUAAUAAUUUAGCUCAAUUUCAAUAAAAACUUAAAAUUUUUUUGAA